AAAGUUGCGGCGGGGCGGGGGUCCGAGAUGGGGUCGAGAGCGGGAAGAAACUGAAGGGAAAACCGGAAAAAUUGUAUGAAAAAAGUGGUUAAACGUAAAAAACAUAAGAAAAUAAGAAAUAGCGGUUAAAAAAUCGAAACUGGCUGCUGAAAGGUGGAAGGGCUGAUGGUGAAGAUGCUGAAGAAAAGUGGUGACUCGGGAACGAUAUGGCGAUGCCUGUCGUUGCUUUGCUUGAUUUUAGGCGACACCGUUGUCGCUCAAACUCUCCAAACAUGUCCAGUCCACGUGGCCAUAUCUCCCUGCGUUUGCUCCGUAAAAACUCUCGGUCUCGAUAUCAUUUGCGAAUCCACCGAUCACACUCACAUCAGCAAAGCCAUGGACGUUCUCAAGGGGCAACCGAAAACCGUGAUUUUCUAUCUCAAACUGAGACACAACAAUUUGCCGAAACUCCAGGGCUUCGUUUUCCUCGGUCUGAUCGUUCAACAUCUCACCAUCCAUAACAGCAGCCUCGCUGUCGUUGAGGAGAGCUCCCUCAGCUCGAUCGGCACCGGACUCACGCAGCUCGAUCUUUCCCAAAAUUCUCUCGUUUACGUGCCCUCGAGCGCCCUCGCGAAACUUCACAAUCUUCUCAUCCUCAACCUGAAUCAUAACAAAAUCAGCGAUCUCAAAUCCAACUCGUUUGCUGGUCUCGAUACUCUGGAAAUCCUCAAUCUCUACGGCAACAAAAUAUCGACGAUCGAUCACGACGCUUUCACAGGACUGGAUGAUCGCAAGCUUAAGAGAUUGAAUCUCGGUGGUAAUCUUCUGACCAGUGUUCCAACCCGAGCACUCUCCUCAUUGGACGUUUUGAAGAAGCUGGAAAUGCACGAGAACAAAAUCGCAGCCAUCAAGGAGGGCGAUUUCGCAGGAUUAAAAAUGUUAGAUUCUCUCGUGCUGGCGCACAAUCAAAUCCACGAAGUUCCGGCACGUGUUUUUUCCCAUUUGACCCAACUGAAUUCCCUCGAGCUGGACGGCAAUCAGAUUACUCACGUUGAUCCGGAUGCUUUUAUUGGAUUGGAAGAGAAUCUUCAGUACCUUCGACUCGGCGACAACAAUUUGCAUUCCAUACCGAGCGACGCGCUGCGUCGUUUGCAUCGGCUUCGCCAUCUCGAUCUCCGAUCCAACAAUAUAACUUUUCUCCCGGAAGACGCUUUCACGGGGUACGGGGACUCCAUAUCGUUCCUGAACCUCCAAAAGAAUUUAAUUAAGGUGUUGCCACCGAUGAUAUUCGAGAAUUUGAACUCUCUGGAAACUUUGAAUCUCAAGAACAACAAACUCGUUCACAUACCCGAGGACAUAACCGAGGCUGUCGUCGACACGUUGAAAAUGAUUGACAUUACAGACAACCCAUUGAUUUGCAACUGCGAUUUGCGAUGGUUUUCUGUGUGGCUGAAAAAUUUGCGAGACAAGGAUGACGAGAUGAUGGCGAAGAAGCGAACGGUCUGCCUCAUGUCAUCGGAGCACCGGGAGUACGCGGUGCAGCACAUACCGCUGGAGCGAAUGGGUUGCGUCGGGAAGAACGCAGGGAGAACAUCGGCCUCGGCUCACGUGUCGGCUCGUCCAAUGACGAUCGUGCAUUUCGGUUUGAUGAUGGGUAUGUUGGCUCUCUUAUAAGCGGAGAGUCCUCGCGAGAGUCUCGAAGAUGAAGACUCCAACCCACUUUGUUUCUUCGAUUGUCCAUUAUUGCACUGAUGAUUUCUUUAUCGAUUGGGGAAAAUAAUCGACCAGAUUCGAGAUAAAUUUAUCUAAAUUCAAUCGCGUUCAACUUCGACAAUCCAAUUAGUCAAAGCGCAGUCAAUUUUUUUUCUAAAACUCCAUUAGAGGGGGAAAAACGAAUGGUUUUUUUGAGUGUGAUAAACGAACGUAAAAGUGGAGCGAAAAAAAUCAUUUGUCUUAUUUAUAGGUUUGCUUAGCCCAGCUUUUUUCAUAGCCAAAUAUAUAUAUACAAACACACAUAUAAAAAAUAUAUGAAUUGCAAUUUAUUAUUGCUGAAAGGAGCAGAGAUAAGUGAAUGAAAGUAGCGAAGAAAUAUAACGUAAAUUUUAUUCGCGUUAAAUGCCUGUGUGAUAAGGAUAUUUAAACGAUUAUUCACUACGAUUGUAACAUUGUCAUUGUGUUAUGAAAAAAUAUAUAUGUGUCAGGGAAAGUGCGACCGAGAGCGACGGUCGUGCGAUCCCUGAUCGCAUUGUUGUUUGAAAUAACAAAAAUAUUAUAACAACAGUAUAUAUCGGUGACUACAUUGUAAUUAAGGGAUUCUAUUUAUCGAAUUUUAUUGCACAUGGAGUUCGAAGAUAAGAGCUUUUAUCAUUGAAACGAUACAUAUCAAGAAUCGUUGCCAAGAGGAUUUCCUUUUCCCGUGUCCUCUUUUUUCUAAUCGUCAACGUCAAUUUAUCUCUAUCGUUUUUUAGAAUUAAUCAUAAAAACCAUGGUCCCCGAUUAUUUUGGCGGGGAGGAGCGAUCUCCUCGUCACUCGGGAUUAAAGACACAUAUCAGCGCGUUUCAAAAAGAAAAAAAAAAAAAACUACGUGAAUAUGCUCGAGAAAAGGGGCUGCAAUUCUCGAAAAAAAGAUUUCUUUUUCAAUUUUUUUCUUUUCGUUCAUCGGAGACAAUCAAUUGAGCUAAAAUUCGAAUGAAAUCAUCGAGCUGUCAUUUGCACCGAAAAUUUUCGCGUUUCGUUCAAAUGAUGAGAAUAACGGUGAGGCCCGAAAGAAAGAAGAGAAAAAAAUGACUCGUUAACGAGAGUUCUCGUGCGAGUUUUCAUUGACCAACUCGUCGAGAGAUUUGUCUCGGUUCGAAUAGAAUUAGAUGAUGACCGUCCGCGCGUAAGAGCGGCAAAUACAACGUGUAAGUGGUACAGGAAACGAACACUUGUCGAAGCGAGAAUGCGCAAAAGAUCGUUGAAGAAAUGACUUUGAGCUGAAAAUCUGCGAGUGCAAAAAAAUAAUCAAAAUUGACAGAAAAUUCAAGGAAAAUAUCAUCAGAGAGAAUCGUUCAGGAAAACGAAAAUUGUUCAAUUAUAGAAGAGAGCGUUUGACGAGUUUGAAAUCUCUCGAUUCAAAAACUGCAAGGACUCUUUUUAUACAUUUUUUUCACCUUUUUUCCUUGUAUAUUUUUUUUUUUUCGAGAAGUCGAAGCACCUGUGAUUUUUUCGAAACGCGCAGCCAAUUGAAUUUCGAUCGCCUAGUUAUAACGAGCGUUCAAAAUAUCUGAACAUAAGAAAAAAAAUCUUCGAUCUAUAUACACUUUGAAAUUAUAUGAGCACUCUACUGCACAUUAAUAAGUAGUUGAAUAGAGAAAAAAAUAAAUAAUAAAAAAAGCAGACGAAAAAAAUGAUAAAAAUUUGUUUAAAAAAAGAGAAAGUGUCGAGUUUUAAGCGCUGCGAGAAAAUCCGCAGUUAAAUAUCGCUCCCGUGACCUGAUUAGAACACUUUCUGUGCGCAAGAAUUAAACGUCACAAUUCAAAGCACGGCAUUGAAUUUUAAAAGUCGACUCCCUGAUCCAAUAUUGGAUUAAUGAAAAUAGAAAAACUAACAAAGCGAAUCGUCUUUUUCGAGCGAAGAGGAAACAUCUUUCAUAUUGCAGCAUCAUCACAAGCGAUUAUGUUCACACGUUAUAAUGAUCGUUAUCAAUCCAAUGAUUUCUUUCGAAUCAUCAUUUGUUUAUCGUCAAUAUUGUCAGAAGAUUGAGAAAGGUCACGGGAAGUGGAUUAAAAGAUUCCGCGCAGCCCGUUGCGAGACCAGAGAAAGGGAUCCCUUGACCUCACUCCCUCGAUUUCCUGAUCUCUCGUUCCAAACUAUCGCAUUUUCAAAAAACAUUAAUAUGAAGAAGAAGAAGAAGAAGAAAAAAGUAAAUAUUUCUAUUCUAAACUCGAGUUUUCCUCAAUCUUGGACAAAACUCGGGUUUCAAAUCCAGUGCAUAUGCAUAUAACUCAAUACAUAUCACCAACAUAUCUAACAGGAAGUCUCGCGAUGAGGAUACUACAUUUUUCAUUUGUCAUCACAGAUAGUAACAAUGUUGAAAAAAAAGAAAAAAUAAUAAAAUUUAAAAAUAUCGAAAAUUCAAGAGACUUCCUGGAUUCGUAAUAAGGAAACAAAAUUAAUAUGAAAAAUAACCAUAAAAUCGUAUACAUAUCUCCCUGGAAUGUUUAAGGAAAAUGAAGUAUCGACGCAAUGAGUAUAAUGUAGGAACUGAGCAAACAUUUAUUUUUCAAAAUACUUUAUGAAACGAUUUUAAAAAAUGCAUUGUCAUCGUUGUUUUUAUAACUAUUAUUCAUAUCAUUUUAAUUGUUUUUAUUAUUAUUAUCAUCAUUACUAAUAACAUAAAUGUGAAGAAAUAGAGAAACAGUCAUAAAUAUCUGUAGAUAUAUUAUGUAAUAGACGUGAAAAUUCGUGAAUAUUUUUUUUUACAGACCUUAUAUUUUCGAAGAAAAGAAGUGGGAAAGAUUUGAUUUCGGCGUGACGGUCUCAGAAUGUGCAUUUUGAAUAUUUCAUUCAAAUUACGUUUGUUUUACUUCCGUCGAAGCUAAUUUCGUUUGAAUAUUAUGAAUUAACAAUAAAUUAUUUUCCAACGAAAGCGAGAUACGCCAAAUACGAUUCUCUGCUGGCCCUAUUAAAAGCUUAGGAUCCGUACGCGGCAUAUUCGAGGUCAAUAUUGUAGUACGACCGGAAAGCCAAACUAAUUAACGAGAAUAAUAACGUGUGUCAUCAUGUUCAUUUGGUUCAAUGAGCGAAAAUAAAAUGAGGAAUAUAAUGUCAUUAAAAGUUUUAACGAGACCUUAUAAUAGUGGAGGGACAAUCGAUCGGGGUGCGUAAUUACGAGCCGUUGGAAACCUAGACACAAAUAUAUCAGAAGAAGAAGAAGAAAAAAAAGCGAAAGUAGGAUAAACGUGAAUUUAUUUCCGCAAUCGGUUUCAAUGUUGUGAAACAAUCAUCCGUUUUUCUCUCUCGUAGAAGCAAUCAUCAAUACUCCUUCGUGUUAAGGCUUUUUAGACAUUAAAAUCAGAGGAUUGAAUAAUUCACGUUUUUAGUAACGCGACUCUAUCCACCGUGGUGUCUAAUAUCAAUCCAAAAAUUCCAUCUGGGGAAUAAUCAUUUGUGCAGAUAUCGUCGCUGUCUCACCGGAAGCGUCAUAUUUAUUAAUUCGAUAUACACAACACAUUAUUAUACACAAAAAAUAAUGAAGAAAAAAAUAUAUAUGGAUAUAUAUAUACAUCUUACAGUUACAGUCGAUAAGCGGUAUUUUUGUACAGUGUCUUACAGUGUGUGCGUGUGCAUGUAUGUGCGUUAAUUGCCAGUGAAUCCAGCACCGUUUAUUGUCAAAUGGAGUGGCGAGCCACGAGCGUAAACGUCAAGCUCGAUGACGCUAUUUAUAAUUUGUCGUUUCGUCGUGUCCCAGAGAUUUGCGACAGCCCCGAGCAUCCCGCUGAAUAAAAAUAAAAUAAAAAGUUAAAAAACAAUGUUUCAUGCAACGAUGAGAAGAGAGCCAAUGAACGAAUACGUAAGGAAUGUUAAGACGUUGGAACGGAUUUUCGUCUUUUACCCCUCAGCGCUUUUUGCAUGCGCUUAAUAAAUGCAUAUCUACAUAUCGACGUGUAACAAAAUAAAAUUGUACUAACAAUUAUAUUAGCAAAUACACCAAUGAAGAAAAAAUUAGUUGUUAAUCGAUCGUAACUCAACGGGCAUAUCGUAUUAAUGGAUUUUGAUCAAUUAUUAAAGUGUCAGGCAUUCUGACGAUAUAUAAAUUAUAUAUGAAUGUGUAUCGACGAGAAAUUAUGAAAAUCUAUUAAAAAUCUGUCAACACUUGCUCGUACCUAUUACAUAUUUUGUCGUCUUGUUACACGCUCACGCUGUGUGAUUCCAUACCUCGUUGUACAAUCUUUAAAUUCGAUGCUUGCCAGCGAACAAUCGUCGAAGGCAACUCAAAAGUUUUAGUACGUACGGAAAAAUAAAUUGGAAUUUUCAAAGAAAAUGAUAUAUACAAAUAUAUAUUCGUGUAUUCAAUUACAAGAUUAUAUAGAUGUAGAUUGUGGUAUUAGCUCGUUAACGUGGCAGAUUAAAUUACACUCCACUCUGUGCUCCCUUCGUCGAUGUUAAUCGUAUGCAAUGGUAGCAUCUAUUUCGAGAGAGAAAUAAAAAUUCAACUGUCGAAGCUACGUUAACACGAGUACACUGAUUACCUAUGGAUUAUUAUCGUCAUUGUAAACUCGAGAAUUUAUUAUAUCAGCUGAGAAAAGUAAGAGAGAAUGAGAAUGAGAGAGAGAGGGAACGUUGGAAAGGAGAACGAAAAUGCUGAUGCUAUUAAAAGUGUCGAAAAAAGGGAAUUAAAACCUACAAUUUCAAGUCUCUAUGUGUCAUACCGUUUGUUACUAUAUUGUUGAAUCGAGAGAAAAAUAACAAACACGAUUAUUAUGUAUAUGUGGUACUUCCGAAUGAAUAAAGAUUAAGACAUUCAAAAA
Messenger RNA from Venturia canescens, 6492 nucleotides. RefSeq names its product leucine-rich repeat-containing protein let-4. The transcript is spliced from 7 exons. Gene Ontology annotation, molecular function: protein binding. The coding region runs from base 166 to 1653 and encodes 495 amino acids. The record is from RefSeq and is a predicted model, not a curated record. Lineage: Eukaryota; Metazoa; Arthropoda; Insecta; Hymenoptera; Ichneumonidae. Gene Ontology annotation, cellular component: plasma membrane.